AUGCCCACAGCUCGUAGUACCUCUCCCUCUGGCGGCAACGGCACCCCUCCCCCACCAGAGCCUGAACUUGUAGCUGAGCUCGCUCGGACGAAACGCAAGGUCUCUGUCCUCGAGGACGAUCUCAAGAAAGCCCGUGGUCUGGCGAAAAAGCGACCUGUCACGACUGUUGGUCGAGGUAUCCCAAAGGUUGUCUCACUCUUCGUCGAUCUUCCUACCCUCGUACACGAGGCGGAUAGGCGUGAAGAGGCGGCCAUGUUCGGUGCAUUAGACCGUCUCGUUACAGAUGAAGAAGAUGGUGACCUCGCCGAGGAGGAGAAGGCAGAGCGUGACCGAACCCGGAACCGUAAUUUCACUUCGUACCUUGCACUCAAUGCAUUGGUACCUGGCUUCAAGAAAACCAUCGACCAACUUUCCUCGGAGGAACUCGCUGACUACUAUACCCGCCUCGGGGAUGGCUGCACUGACGCUCGCGGUGACGAUAUUUUUAGCAUGAUAAGCGGUAUGGCAGACUUCCUCAACAAGGCCGGCGCUACUCCCCCUCUUGACCCCGGUAGCCGCGAGGGUCGUGGUCGCGAGCACGAACUCUGUGGCCAAUUGUUAUGUCCGAUUGAGUGGGACUGGGCAGAUCCUGCGGUUCGAGCCAACAUCCAGAACGCUCAUGGAAAUUACGACGCGUCUAAUAGAUUCUUUCUACGUGGUUUCUAUGCCGGCUUCAAGGGUGACGAGAACGAUCUAGAGAAAGGGCUACUCAUGAGCCCCCUUCUUGUGAAGGCGUUCAAGUUCCUGUUCACUUCUCCCAACUCUGCCAAAGAUGUCGUCCUCAUCCCUGCUGACGACGCUCAUACCCUCGACAACCCCCCUGCGAAGAAGCGCAAGACCAAGGCGCCUAUCACGGGUACAGUCGCUUCCAGGCUCCACAUGGAAGAAGUCACUCCUCGUGCGCUUGCUUAUGUUUGUGUUAUGGUCGUAUUCUCUCUUACCGACGCUCCACACUGGGAUGCUUCCUACGACGGCUUCAACUACCGUGGUCUCUAUAACUUCGUUAUCGGCUUCUUUGAGGAUGCGGAGACUCCUGAAGACAAGCAACGGGUGAAGACGCUUUUGCAAUGGUGGAAUAAACAGAUAUUCCCUCAUGCUUCAUCUUCUACCAACAACUCUUCCGGUAACGCCUCUUACACAAAGCUUGCCGCUCAACGUCAUGCUCGGGCUGCUGGUCGUCCCGUUGCUUAG
Molecule: messenger RNA, 1230 nt
Organism: Stereum hirsutum FP-91666 SS1
Lineage: Eukaryota; Fungi; Basidiomycota; Agaricomycetes; Russulales; Stereaceae
Exons: 8
Coding region: 1-1230 (409 amino acids)
Source: RefSeq, a predicted model, not a curated record